Messenger RNA from Cryptomeria japonica (Japanese cedar), 1028 nucleotides. RefSeq names its product receptor-like protein kinase 5. NCBI's taxonomy places the organism in Eukaryota, Viridiplantae, Streptophyta, Pinopsida, Cupressales, Cupressaceae. The transcript is spliced from 2 exons. The record is from RefSeq and is a predicted model, not a curated record. Gene Ontology annotation, biological process: protein phosphorylation. Gene Ontology annotation, molecular function: ATP binding; protein kinase activity. Bases 72 to 782 code for a protein of 236 amino acids.
ACAACAUUGUAAAGCUUAUCUGCUGCAUUUCAAGUGAAGUUUCCUAUUUCAAGCUAUUGGUAUACGAGUUCAUGCCCAACGGUAGUCCGUUCGAUCCUCUGCACGGUGGCCCAGGACAGCAAACGCCGCUGCAAUGGCCGAAACGUUAUCAGAUCGCUCUUGACGCGGCUCGCGGGCUGAGUUAUAUGCAUCAUGAUUGCUUCCCUCCAAUAUUGCACAGGGAUUUGAAAUCCAGCAACAUCUUGCUGGACGGAGAUUUUGGAGCUAAAAUUGCAGAUUUUGGCGUAUCCAGAGUGAUUGAUAGGUUGGGCCAUGAGUAUACGGUGUCUGGCUAUGUCGGGUCGCAUGGAUAUAUAGCCCCAGAAUAUGUUGACAGGUUAAGGGUGGACGAGAAAAGUGACGUGUACAGCUUCGGAGUGGUUGUGCUAGAGCUGGUGAGCGGGAGGAAAGCGACGGGUGAGGCGGAGUAUGGGGAAGGCGUGGACAUCGUGGGUUGGAUACGUAACAGAAUUUGGAUGGGAGAAGAGAGAGAAGUGUUGGAUGAGCGAAUAAUUGAAGACAAUUGCAUAGAACAAAUGCUACGCGUCUUACGUGUGGGUUUGGUUUGCACGAACAGAGAGCCAGAGCAGCGGCCUUGUAUGAGAAUAGUGGUGGAAAUGUUGGAGAAAUGCGGUGGGGACAAUUGUAAGGAGAGAAGGGGUAAAAUAGUAUUUCAACAUCUGGAAAGGGUUUCAAGUAAACACUCCGAGAGUGAGAACGAAGUGAUUUACUUUUCACAUUAACGGACUCAAAAGCCAACAGUAGUCCAGACGUUGGCGAUGUAUAUAAAGAAAAGUUGUCCAGACGUUUGCACGAGGAGAGAGUCAUACCAGGGGCCUUGUAGGAGACAAGUGGUGGAGAUGUUAGAGGCGUGCGGUGGGGACAACGGAUAAAAUAAUAUCUCGAUAUCCGCAAAGAAUUUCAAGAAAAGGCUCCGAGAGUGAGAAUGAAGGGGUUUUCUUCUGUGUGUAAGGGACAAUAAAAAAUAG